Lethenteron reissneri (Far Eastern brook lamprey) is the source of this 7454-nucleotide messenger RNA. Its product is annotated as arf-GAP with SH3 domain, ANK repeat and PH domain-containing protein 2-like. The record is from RefSeq and is a predicted model, not a curated record. Gene Ontology annotation, biological process: positive regulation of GTPase activity. Gene Ontology annotation, molecular function: protein binding; GTPase activator activity. Gene Ontology annotation, cellular component: cytoplasm. NCBI's taxonomy places the organism in Eukaryota, Metazoa, Chordata, Hyperoartia, Petromyzontiformes, Petromyzontidae.
CACCACACAUCCCCUCCUACCCUCCUCUCUCUCUCUCUCUCCACCUAACUACUCUCCUCCUCCUCCUCCCACCACCAUCAUCGCUCACUCACUCAGCCAUCACCAAUCCUCACGAAUCCUCCAAGCCACACGCUGCUCCCCCAGUGUGGUGCAAGGGACGGAGGAGGAGGAGGAGGAUAAGAAAACAAGCCAGUAGGAGCAGGAGAAGAGGAGCAGGAGGAUAAGAAGAGGAGGAUAAGGAGGAGGAGGAUAAGGAGGAUAAGAAGAAGAGGAGGAGGAGGAGGAGUUCCCGACAGUGGCUGGAAACAUCCGGGGGCUGACUUGCCUGGGCUUCUGAGCAAGAAAGCCAACUUCGCAAAGGAGGGAUUAGUGAAUAAAUAUUACUACUAACAACAAUAAGAUAGCAAAUACUUUACGUGUAUCGCCAGGGAGCAUUAAUUAAUAUUUUUUAAAAACGCAUUAGCGAAGAGGAUCCAGCAAUGCCGGACCACAUCAGCGUCCCCGACUUCGUGAGCGAGACUCUGGAGGACUACAGCUCGCCCACCACGUCCACCUUCACCACCAAGAUGAACAUGUGCCGGUCGUCAGUCAGUGCCGUGGAGGAGUACCUGGAUUUAGACCGGGCCGCGCUGCAAAAAAUGAAGAAGUCGAUUAAAGCCAUCCAAACGUCCGGGCAAUCCCACGUGGAGAACGAGGAGGCGUACACGCUGUCGCUGGACAAGGUGGGCACCAACCUGAUGAGCCGGGACGACCCGAACCUGGGGGCGGCCUUCCUCAAGUUCUCCGUGUUCACCAAGGAGCUCACCUCUCUGCUCAAGAAUCUGGUGCAGAACAUGAGCAACAUCGUCGUCUUCCCCCUCGACUGCCUACUCAAGGGGGACCUCAAGGGCGCCAAAGGGGACCUCAAGAAGCCAUUCGACAAAGCGUGGAAGGACUAUGAGACAAAGUUCCUCAAGAUCGAGAAGGAGAAGAAGGAGCACGCGAGGCAGCACGGCAUGAUCCGCACCGAGAUCACGGGCGCCGAGAUCGCCGAGGACAUGGAGAAGGAGCGCCGCGUCUUCCAGCUGCAGAUGUGCGAGUACCUCAUCAAGGUGAACGAGAUCAAGACCAAGAAGGGAGUGGAUCUGCUGCAGCAUCUCAUCAAGUUCUACCACGCGCAGUGCAAUUUCUUUCAGGACGGCCUCAAAGCCGUCGAGUCCCUCAAGUCGUACGUGGAGAAACUCGCCAACGACCUCUACUCGAUCAAGCAGAGUCAGGACGAGGAGCGCAAGCAGCUGUGCUCGCUGCGGGACACGCUCAAGACCUGCCUGCAGGUGGAGCAGAAAGAGGAUUCGCAGGGGAGGCAGAGCGGUGCCGGCUACAGCCUGCACCAGCUGCAGGGCAACAAGGAGCACGGCAGCGAACGCACCGGCUACCUCUUCAAGAAGAGCGAGGGAAUUCGCAAGGUCUGGCAGAAGAGGUCGUGCGCGGUGAAGAACGGGUACCUGACGAUCUCGCACGGCACGGUGAACCAACCGCCUGCUAAGCUGAACCUGCUGACGUGCCAGGUAAAGCCGUACCCCGACGACAAGAAGAGCUUCGACCUCAUCUCACACAACCGGACGUAUCACUUUCAAGCCGAGGACGACCAGGACUGCCUCAUGUGGAUCUCGGUGCUGACGAACAGCAAGGAGGAGGCGCUGAACAUGGCGUUCAGCGGCGAGGCGGGCAGCGACGAGUGCGACAGUGCCACGGACCUCACCAAGGACAUCAUCGCCGACAUCCUGCGCACGCCCGGCAACAACAGCUGCUGCGACUGCGAUGCACCGGAUCCGUCGUGGCUCUCCACCAACUUGGGCAUCCUGACGUGCAUCGAGUGCUCGGGGAUCCACCGCGAGAUGGGCGUCCACGUCUCACGCAUCCAGUCGCUAACGCUCGACGUCCUGGGAACCUCCGAGCUGCUGAUCGCGCGCAACGUGGGGAACUCGGGGUUCAACGAUGUGAUGGAGGCUCAGCUGCCGGACGCGUCCAGCUCCAAGCCGACCCCGAACAGCGACAUGGUGGCGCGCAAGGAGUACAUCGUGGCCAAGUACGUGGAGCGGCGGUUCGCCCGCAAGUCGGGCAGCACGUCGGCCGCCAAGCUCAACAACCUGUACAACGCAGUGACGUCGCGCGACGUGCUGGCGCUCGUCGCCGUGCACGCCGAGGGGGUGGACCUCACCGAGGCACUGCCACCGUACCCGGGCCAGGAGGUUGGGGAGACGGCGCUGCACUUGGCCGUCAGGAAGAUGGAUCGCUGCUCCCUGCACAUCGUGGACUUUCUCAUUCAGAACAGCGGGAACCUGAACAAGCAGACGGUGAAGGGGAACACGGCGCUGCACUACUGCUGCGUGUACAACCACACCGAGUGCCUCAAGCUCCUGCUCCGCAGCAAGGCGGCCACGGAUAUCGCAAACGAGAGUGGAGAAACAGCGAUGGAUAUCGCCAAGAGGACCAGACAGUCGCAGUGCGAGGAGCUGCUGAUGCAGGCUCUCAUGGGGAAGUUUAACCCGCACAUCCACGUGGAGUACGAGUGGCGUCUGGGCGAGAACUUUUUGGACGAGAGCGAUGACGAGCUGGAUGACAAGCCCAGCCCGGCGAAGCGCGAGGGCUCGGUGCGCCCCGUCACCGUGUACGGGAGCAGCUCCACCACGCAGGGCGGGGUGCCGCCAGCGCCAGGCGCCGUGCAGCUCCCCAUGCCGGGGCCAGGCCCCACGCGCCUACGCCCCAGCAGCUCCACGUUUGACAAGCGCAGCACGGGCGGGGGCGGCGGUGGCGGCGGUGGCGGCGGUGGCGGCGCGAGCGGGCUGGGGGGAGCCGGGGCAGCCUUCCAGGUGGACAACGAGACGUACGGCACCGUGGUGGACGGGGGCAGCGCGCCGACGUCGCCGCCGGGCACCGUGCUGGGCGCACCGCCGCUCCCUCCCAGGAACAAGGGCACCAUUCCGCAGGCGCCGCUGAUGCCGCCCGGCCUGCCCGGCUCGCUCGACUUGUCCAAGAAGAAACCUCCGCCGCCCCCCCCCGGCGCACCGCUGGGCCCGCCGCCGGCGCCGCCGCAGCCCCCCGGCGGAUUUCCCUCGGGCCACAAGCGCGCCAUCUCGGACCCCGUGAGCCCGCUGCCGCCGGCACCGCCCGUGCGCGGCACGUCCGUCAUAAGGCACGAUCUCUCCCAGCAGCCACCUCCCCCCGUGGCCAAGACUCCCAGCGUCAUCGAGGCAAUGGUCCAGCAGGGCAGCACGGAGAACGCCGCGACCAAGGCAAGUCGGGGUCCGCAAGGGCUGCCCAGCAAACCGCUCGCGUACGUGAAGUUACACAAGGAGAACCCUCCUCUACCUGACGCUUCCAACUCGCUCCCUGACGUGCCGCUCCCGGCUCCUCGCAAACACAUCCCGCCAAAGCCGCGUGUGCGACGCGUCAAGGCCGUCUACGACUGCAUCGCCGACCACGGGGACGAGCUGAGCUUCCACGAGGGUGAGGUCAUCGUGGUGACGGGCGAGGAGGACCAGGAGUGGUGGAAGGGACACGUGGAGGGACACCCGGAGAGGCAGGGCGUGUUUCCCGUCUCCUUCGUGCACGUCCUAGUCGAGUGAGGUGGUGUCGCCUCGCAGCAGGGGGGAGAGCAGAGGCUCGCCAAGGGAGACGCGCUUCUCCGUACAAAUCUGUACAAAUCUGCACUGGACGAUGGGACACCACAGGGAUCGGUGGGGUUUUGCUUCCGUGGUGCAAGACGAUUGAACUCCAUACGGCUGCCUCAUUCUUCAUGCAAGACGUGUCGACAAACGAAGAUUCACGCACCAUGAGUGCCCAAAUUAGCGGCAUUCACAUGAAGAAACACUCCUGUUGCAAAUAUUGUUAUCAUGGGAAAAAGAGACCCUUGGGAUUGGAAUAAACUCGGUAUAUGUAAUAUGUAAUGCAAUUAUUGUAAGUAAUAGAGAUAUCUCCAAAUCGGUUUGGAGAAACGUUUUGUUUAUAUUCGUUCCUUUAUUGUAUGCCGUUGGGAGUUCCACGGACGUAACACUGUAGAACAUUGACACACGCAGCGUAACUCUCUUAAGUGGCCGCUGAAAGCGCCGCUGGCAGCAGCGGCCGGCGACCAAACGGUGAGCAGCCCUCGCGACUGUUCUCGUCAGCUUCGUCCAGAGGCUUUGCAGGGAAUUGUGUGUAGGUCCCACUCGCGACCCGCACGCACGCGCGCCGGUGUGCGUGUGUCACGACGAUUGUGCGGCAAGAGGAUCCGGAACCUCGGCGGGGGGGACGGGGAGGUGGGUAGGAAGCAGAAGCUCCGAGCAAGUGGUGCGGCAGAUCCAUCGUGGCGGUGCAUUCAUCGUAAGGCUCCAGCUGAGCGAAGUGAACGGCCACCCGCGUGGGGAACGGAGCCUUAAGGGGGGCGUGUUAGUUUAUAUCUACUGUAAAUUGCCACAAGUAUUUAACGCUUGCACUACUACUGCAUGUUUCUUAACAACAACAACAAAAAUUACAACAAUAAGAAUGACAACGUUGGAACAAGUUGCCUUAUAAACACACCCAUUGAGAAGACUUGCAGCAGUUGCUGAAAAUAUUACCAAAAGUGGGGAUUUUUUGCUUUUUGUUUCAAGGGAAAUAAUAAUGUUACAGUAUAUUUUAAUUCUAUUGGUAAGCUGCUCAACCCACGUACUCUAUAAUACACCGUGGGAAGACGUGGCUAUUUCGGUGGCUUGAAACUUGGCUCCAGGAGACUUGAUUUUAUGAUUUAAGCAAUGACACGGAGUCCAGUGAUGGAACUUUAUAUUGGAGAUGCCACAUGUGACAAUGAUGAACGUGGUUUCUUCCCCUCACCCCCACCCUCAAGUGUUAUGCCGAUUAUGUAAUCGGCAUCAUGUCAUGAGACAAAAUUUCCGUUCUGAUCUAUUGCAGAGCAGUGCAAUCCUUCCUGUUAGAGAACAGCCCGUGGAAGUGGAUAUUACAGAGCUACCUCUGACAUCCCUUCAUCAUGUGACCUCUGGUCCACACGGAGUGACAGUAAUACGUGUCACAUUUAAACCAAUAUUUUGCAUCUCAGAGUUGGAAUUUAGCCAAGUUUAGUGCAUAAAAAUUGUUUAUGCGAUUGUCUUUUGUGAGCGGUCGUUGGUGACCCGGCUGAAACCAUCAACUCGGUACCCUUGAAAACCCAGUUUAAUGACAGGCGACAGAAACCGAGAUAUCGAACCCAGGAACUCAGCACUCUGACCUCUGAGCCACCUGCAGGCCACCGUGAAACCUGAUCUCUAAACAUCCUGAGUUUUAAGCCAGAGUGGCUUCAUGUGUCCUGGCAGCAGACCUGGCUGCAAACACUGUUAUGUGUGUUUAACCCGCAUGGUAUUCACGAUUAGCUUAUACACAGAGUGACGUCUGCCCGAGGUUGACUACACUGGAGUUCAGUGGUGACGCUAGGCAUGAGCAAAAUAAUAAUAAAGCUUAGGGGCCUCAAUUUGAUAAAGCAGUCCCCCACAUAACAGAAAGAAUCGGGGUGCAGCAAAUACUAUCCUGAACACAGAUCCUUAUAAAAUGUGUAAUUAUAUUAACACAAUUGUCAUGGUAAUUCGCUAAAUUAUUUCACGUAACUGGGCAUGUAUAGUGAUGUAGCCCGUUCAUCGUGUAAUGAUUGUGGUCAGGUGACGCAUUCAAUGUAAUUAAUGCUUAGGGGGGCACCAACCGCCCAGAGCUGGUUGAAUAUCCCUCGCUUGACAUUUGUUCAUGAGAUGAUUUGUCCAAAGCUGUGUGGACUUCAGUGAGACCCCCCCCCGAAUGCUGGCUCAAGACGUUUGAAUACUGGGAACCACGUGCUCUGUUGGCCAUCACGAUCCCAACAGCAGUUGUCCAACGCAGCCCCACACACAGUACUAGCCAUCAUGGACCAAGCAUUGACCAACAGCACCGACCAAUAUUACUCCAAUGAGGGCCAAAGAUAACUUUUAUUUUUUAACCACAUUAAUCUUGCAUGUACACUUUACUAAUUAUUGUAUAUUUAAAUAACAUGUAGAAACAAACCAGUUUGUGAAAUAAAAUGUGUUUCACUUCAUAAAGCUGCCCUCUCAAAGUAAGGAAAUGGAUGGGGUUGGCCAGAAAACUCUUUGGCAAAUAGAUAUCACCUGCCACUUUCGACCAUAGGCUUAAGUAAAAUAAACAUUACAGUAGGGAGGUUUAUCAUUGAACAUAAACAAGGUUAAGUCGUACGAUUGCAUGCCAGAUGCCUUGCUCUUCUUUUCGAACUGUACACAUCAGAUUAGUGCAAUUUUGGGUGUCAUUCAGGGGCCUGCCAUUAAGCUGAUAUCCAACGGUGCUUUUUUUUACUCGAUUAGAAACCCUCGCUGGGAUCUGCACUUAAUCAGGUAUUGCAUCAUCUUCAUAAUAAAGGUUUUUAGGUUAGAUUGCGUAAGUAUAAAUGUGUCGUAAUCCACCACCCGACACAGCGAGUAAGGUUUGUCACGUAAACAACGUGCCAGUUAGUUUACUACUUCAGCCCAGCGGUGUGUUGGAGAGUAAAUCCACAACAUUUACAAUUUGAAUACGAAGUUUCGCUGGCAUCAUCGGGCGAUUUGCCAGCCCGAUGAUGCUGAAGGUUUGUUUAUGUGACAAACCUUACUGUGUCGGGUAGUGGAGGGUUACAACACAUUUACACAAUCGAACCCAAAAACCUUUAUUAUGAAUAUUGGUCGCGAAAGCCUACGUGUUGAAUUGAAUAAUCUUGAUUGCAAAGGACAGUUGCGUUUCAUCUUGUUUGUUAUUAAGGCGAAAACAACAUUUUCUGCCACGUUCCAAAAAUAUAAAAGGUUUAACUACGAGUAAUAAAUAAACGAAAUCACGUGACGUGUUUUUCACGUAAGAAAAAAAAGUACCAUUGGGACAUUUUCCCUGGUGGAGUCGGACAGUUACGUUGAGGGAGGGGGGGGAACACAAAUUGGCUUAAAAAAAGUAAGAUAGCGUGCGCCAAUUUUUGAAAGGUCUGUUAUGGGAAACGCAACGCGUUUUUACAUGUUAUAAACUAAACGUGUCGCUCUGUUGUGUUUUAAAGCCAUUUGCUCAAGCGUGGAGCCUGCUGAAAUUCAAGUAUUUGCUUUAAAAAUGGGGAAAAUUACGAUAAAAAAAUCCAUAAUCAGCAUAUAAGUAAUGUCCAUAAACAUAAGGAAAGCACCCAUUAACACUCAGUUGGCAAUAUAAUUGUGUUUUUUUUGUUAUCGGUGAGAUGUUGCAUAGUUUUUUUGUUUAUUUUUAUGGCGGACAGUUACACAGUAUAAUCUGGGAAAUGUAAUCCAAGCGUUUGGAAGUUCAAGAAAAGCGUUCGGCUCGGUGUUUGGUGUGCGUUGCGGAGGGGCCUGGCUUAACUCGAUAUUACAAACAAGGGGUCAUGCCUUGCGUGCAUAACUGCAAAGUAAUGAGUGGAUUUGACGUUUAUACUAUUAAAUGCCUAUUGGAAUGUG